Molecule: messenger RNA, 1539 nt
Organism: Gossypium raimondii (Peruvian cotton)
Lineage: Eukaryota; Viridiplantae; Streptophyta; Magnoliopsida; Malvales; Malvaceae
Product: protein ARABIDILLO 1
Exons: 3
Coding region: 861-1385 (174 amino acids)
Source: RefSeq, a predicted model, not a curated record
AGCGGCGCUAAGGAAAAAACGCCACAAAGUUCUGUUCUCAAUUUAUAUAUCUAUAUAUAAGAGAGUACUGAAAAAUUAGUAGCGGGAAAGUGAGUAUCGAAAAGAAAGAAUGGGAGGGAGAAAUUAAAAUGUUUUAAACUGUAAUCAUUUUCUGUUCUUUUUUUCUUCUCCAUCUCUCUCUCUCUCUUUUUUUUACUGUUGAUUUACAAAAUCUUCUUCCGUUGCUAAUUUCUUUGUCUAGGGUUUUUGUUCGUUAGUUUUUUUAUUCUUUUUAGACUCAAAUUCUUUGAAAUUAUGAGGAGAAAUGUGAAGAAAGAAAAACAAACAGAUAAGGGUGAUGCAUCUGCUGAACCGGUUCGAACCAAGGUGGCGGGAGAGGCCCGAGAUGAGUCGGCGGAUGUUGAGUCGAAUCAACCGAAUCGAGAAGAGGAUGCGGCAGAUAGGAGGGUUCUUCGCUCCAAAUACCUUGCCGUGAUGACCAAAAUAAGCGCUUCUUGUACGGAUAUGAACAAGUCUUUAGCUGAUGGGAUGUUGGAUGUACCUUGCUUAGAAGAAAAAAAAGAAAAAAAAUGAGAAAUCAUAGGGAAAAGAAUCAAAACAUAAAAUAUGAUGAGAAUAGAUAGGCAUAGGCCCUUCCAUAUAAACCUUUAUUGGGCUAUUGAUGAUAAUUAUAAUUCGACAACUCAACGAUGAUGUUCCUUACAUAUUGUAAUUCUUUUGUGGAUACUCACUAUCUGUCAGCUCUAGUGCAUUUGCCUUAAUUCCUUUCAUUGUUGAUAUGUUGCUAAUGCAUCUUUUGUAACAAAGUGCAAUAUGCAUUCCUCUGGACUGACCAUUCAUAAGUUGUUGAACUUAACUGCAUGGUAAGGCCUUGGUAUUUGUUUGAUUUUCAGGAUGUCCAUGAGACCGCUGCCGGAGCUCUCUGGAAUUUGGCUUUUUAUCGUGAUAAUGCUCUUCGUAUAAUACAGGAUGAUGGAGUUCAACCCCUUGUUCAUCUAUGCUCUUCAUCGAACUCAAAAAUGGCACGUUUUAUGGCUGCAUUGGCCUUGGUUUACAUGUUUGAUGGGAGAAUAGACUCAAUGGUGCCAGUGGGGCCUUCGCAUUCAUCACAGGGCAGUUCAAAGAGUCUGAACAUAGAUGGGGUUGGAAGGAUGGCCUUGAAACAUGUCGAAGAGUUUGUGAGCUCAUUUUAUGAACCACAAACCUUUAAUGCUACUGCUGCAACAUUAGUCCCCACAGCUUUGGCACAGAUAGCAGAAGCCAUAAGAAUACCUGAAGCAGGGCAUCUAAGAUGCAGGUUUGGUUUUUUGACAUUAGUAUUUUAUACUGUAAAGAUGAAACUGAUGAUUUCGUAUCUAUUUUUGGUAGUAAGAUUUAAGAAGUAACAGCUAGUGUUUGUACUAAUUGCAUAUACUAUUAAUCUAUUAAUAUUUUAAUCAAGUCUCUAACACUAUCCAAAAUCCGCAUUGCUUGUAGAACAAAUGAUCAGUCAAUAUUCUUAAUAAUAAAGCAGUCUUAGCGAUUGUUGAAUUUCGUAAA